CUUGGAGAUUCUCAACCCAGCAACCCCAUCUCAGUCUUUUCAUCUCAGACACGAAAAUCAGGGGAGCGUAUGCUAAGAGCUCGCUUAUGCAAGUCGCUGACGCUAGGAUGAUCCAAAACGGAUGUCAAAGGUGUCAACGGAGUCGAGAUAACCUCAUGUUGACUAAGUCUUCGCUAUGGAUAUCGUUGUCACAGCCCUUGCCAUGCGAUGGUAACGGCCUUAAUGGAAAUUGAGCGCUCAAGUGGAUCGCAAGCUCUUUGCAUUUCUUCAAAAUAUAUAAGAUAGGUGAUGCUCCCUCUCUAAAUAUCUUUCCUCAUCACCAUCAUCAACUGCAACAACAUCUUCAAACCUCACUCAUACACUCAAACAACCAUAUUUUCUCAUCAGCUUUAUCUGCUUCCUCAACUAUCAAUCAUUACUCAUCUAGUUACCUCAAAAUAUUUCAAACACCAAGAGCAAUCAUCAUGUCUUCCAGAUACGCCGAGAUCCACAAGAACCCCAAAGGCCCAGGUGAUGCUCGUCCCACAGCCCUCCAAAUCCUCAAAGAUCAGAACCUUGGCUCCAGACUCCAGGGUAAGACGAUUUUGAUCACGGGUUGCUCCUCUGGUAUCGGUGUCGAAACCGCCAAGGCUCUCCACACUACUGGCGCCAUUCUCUACCUCACAGCCCGUAACCUGAACAAAGCCAAAGAAGCUCUAGCAGACAUCGUCUCCUCACCAAGAGUCAACCUCCUGGAACUCGACCUCAACUCCCUCGCCAGCGUCCGCGCUUGUGCCAAAGAGUUCCUGUCCCAAUCCCCUCAGCUCAACAUCUUCAUCGCUAAUGCGGGAGUCAUGGCCACUCCCGAAGGCCGCACCGAAGAUGGGUUUGAGACUCAAUUCGGCACCAAUCACCUCGCUCAUUUCCUCCUCUUUAACCUUCUCAAAUCGGCCCUGUUAGCUUCAAGCACACCAGAAUUCAACUCUCGCGCCAUCCUCCUGAGUUCCAUCUCACACCGCAUCAGCGAGCCAGACUUCGACAACUUGACUCUGGAAGGCAAGUAUCACUCCUGGGUCGCCUACGGUGCCUCCAAGACCGCCAAUCUCUGGACAGCCAACGAGAUCGAACGUCGUUACGGCACCAAGGGUCUGCAUGCCUGGGCUGUGCAGCCAGGUGGAGUGUUGACGAAUCUCGCGCAACAUCUUCCCGGCGAGGAAGCUGCGGAGAUGAUGAAGGAGCCUAUUCUGCUGGCGAUGUUUAAGAACCCGGAUCAGGGAGCCUCGACGAGCGUUUGGGCCGCGGUAGCGAGUGAGUUAGAGGGACAAGGUGGGAAGUUUUUGGAUGAUUGUCAGAUUUCAGGGCCUGCGAGAGAGGGGGCGACGACGUUUGAGCAUGGGACUUCGACUUGGGCUUUUGAUGAGGUUAAAGAGGGGAAGCUGUGGAAGAAGAGCUUGGAGUUGGUGGGGUUGAAGGAUAACUUGUGAAUUUGUUGGCUGCGAUGGUAAAUUGUCUAUAUUGGUGCGUUUGUUGCCAGAGGUGCAAGUCUUACAAUUUAAAGAUCAUUCUGUGCUUGAAAUUCAAGUUUGUCUUUCUUCACUCUCUCCUUUGUACAAAGUUGUUUUGAUUCCAGAGACCAG
Mollisia scopiformis is the source of this 1616-nucleotide messenger RNA. Its product is annotated as NAD(P)-binding protein. NCBI's taxonomy places the organism in Eukaryota, Fungi, Ascomycota, Leotiomycetes, Helotiales, Mollisiaceae. The record is from RefSeq and is a predicted model, not a curated record. The transcript has a single exon. Bases 465 to 1463 code for a protein of 332 amino acids.